CCCAACAGAUGUAUUAUUAUUUAUUUCGUAUUCAAUCUUAUACUUAUAAUAUUUGUGACACUACAUCUUAACUCAAGACUCAACAUUCUUUAAUAAUUGUACUAUACAUUUUUACUGUUUUCUCAUCAUGGAUAAUAUGAAUAAUUUAAUCAUGAACCAUAUCAAUAACCGAGGUCUUGAAUCAGAACCAAUUUGUUAUAUUUGGGAGAUGAAUAGGCUUAAUUCGCUACAAAAUUGGACAAUGAUUAAACCUAGUGCAAAGGAAAUGGCCCAAGCAGGUUUUUAUUGCCCAGACCAGGAUACACCCGAUACGGUAAAAUGCUUUUCAUGUUUCAUCGAAUUGGAUGGUUGGGAGCCAACUGACCAGCCUUGGGAAGAACACAGAAACCGGAACUUGUCAGCCAAACCGUUAUGUAAAUUUGUUGAAAUAGGUAAGGAGGAAUCAGAUUUUACAGUAAAUGAUUUCUUAGAUAUUCAAAAGACUGUGAUACUACGCAUAUUUAAUAAAAAAUAUGAAACAAUUACUAAAACAGCACUAUCUAAUCACAAAAAGAAAAAAUCAGCACUGAAGAAAGAACUAAAAAAAAUAGGAUAUUCUUAA
Metopolophium dirhodum (rose-grain aphid) is the source of this 601-nucleotide messenger RNA. RefSeq names its product baculoviral IAP repeat-containing protein 5-like. NCBI's taxonomy places the organism in Eukaryota, Metazoa, Arthropoda, Insecta, Hemiptera, Aphididae. The record is from RefSeq and is a predicted model, not a curated record. The coding region runs from base 128 to 601 and encodes 157 amino acids. The transcript has a single exon.